Messenger RNA from Mucor velutinosus, 2085 nucleotides. RefSeq lists its product as uncharacterized. Gene Ontology annotation, biological process: protein ubiquitination; rescue of stalled cytosolic ribosome. The record is from RefSeq and is a predicted model, not a curated record. Lineage: Eukaryota; Fungi; Mucoromycota; Mucoromycetes; Mucorales; Mucoraceae. Bases 1 to 2085 code for a protein of 694 amino acids. The transcript has 3 exons. Gene Ontology annotation, molecular function: ribosome binding; ubiquitin protein ligase activity.
AUGGACGCUGCUUUCAAUGCCAACAAUACCAACAAUGCCAACAAUGCCACUUCCUCCUCUUCUACAGAGACAAACAACAAGAAACGAAACAACCAUCGUCGUCGCAAUAACAAAAAGACUGAAGAUGGUAAAAAGGCGCGUUCAAGUGCCGCAAAUUCGAAUGCCCAACAACUACCAUCGUCUGAAGAAGGGGGCAAGCAGCAGCAGCAGGAAAAGAAGCCAUUAAAGGGCUUCAAGAAGACUCCCAAGGAGGAUGAAGAGCAGAAAAACGAGGAUCCUGAUGGAGAGGUGUGCUUCAUCUGUACUCAUCCUAUCGACUACUAUGCCGUAGCUCCAUGCGAUCAUCGUACUUGUCAUAUGUGUACCUUGAGACUUCGAGUACUUUACAAGACAAAGAAUUGUGCCUACUGCAAGGCCGAAGCCAAAAAGGUCGUUUUCACCAAUGAUAGCGAAAAGCCGUAUGAGGACUACAAGCGAAAUGACACACCCUUCUACGACAAAAAGUACGGUAUUCGAUUCGAGACAGAAGAUAUGUACAAAGAGACCAUGGUGCUGCUUCAAUACAACUGCCCUGAACAAGACUGUGAGGAGGCAUUCGAGAGCUGGAACGAAUUGAAGCGUCAUGUCAAGCAAGCACACGAUAGAUCAUGCUGUGAUUUGUGUCUUCGCAACAAGAAAAUCUUUUCGCACGAACACACCCUUUAUACCCAAUCGCAAUUACAAAAACAUUACCGUGAAGGAGACGCUUCAUUCAACAAGGACGAUGAAACUGGAUUCACGGGCCAUCCAGAAUGUGUGUUUUGUAGGACACGUUUUUACGGUGCGGAUGAGUUGUUUGAACACUGCAGAGAUAAGCAUGAGAAAUGCCAUUUGUGUGAGCGAAAGGGCAUCCAGCAUCAAUACUACGCCAAUUAUGACAGUUUGGAGAAGCAUUUCAAGAAGGAUCACUUUUUGUGUCAGUACAAGGAAUGUUUGGACAACAAAUUUGUCGUGUUUGAUUCAGAUAUCGACCUCAAGGCACAUGAAGUCAAGGAGCACGGUAAUUCGCUGUCUCGUCAUCAAAGAGCAAAGCAAGCAGAAGCACGUCGUGUGGAUGUCAAUCUGAACUACGGCAACAGCAACAGCAGCCAACGUAAUAGCAAUCCCACCAGCCGACAGCAACGAAACUUUACAGCAGAGGAUUUCCCUGAUAUCAAUGGAUCUGUCUUGUCUUCAUUACCAUCCCAGAUGGCAUCUGCUAGUUUAUCAGAACAAGAGCAGUGGCCAACAUUAGGUGAUGAUACAUCGACCAGCGGAAGAGCCUCGCCUUCUGGAGGAGGAUCAGGAAGUGAGACGGAAUCAGGUAUCGUGUCUCGGCAUGCUGCUGCAUUGGAUCGCGUGGCAGAUAUUUUCAAGAACGUGGAAAAGGUCAUCAAGUUUCGUCAGGCCACCACUAAAUUCACAAGUCUAAGCAGUGAUGCGGAUGCCUAUGUCAAUACCAUUUUUGAACUAUGUGGCAAGGAUGCGGAACUUACGGCUAAGGUGUUGACAGGUGCCAAGGAUCUCAUUGACAAUCGUUCACUGAGAACCAACAUGAUUCAUACUUGGAACAAGAAGAAGAAUCCCAAUUCUUCGCUGGCCAAUUCAGAUGACACUGGCUCACCCCGUGUCUUGGUGGUGAAUCCUGCUUCCAAACAACAAAGAAAACAAGGUAUCGCCAACAAGAAGAAGCCAGGCGUGUGGGAUAAAGUAGCCUCUGCUGCCAUGGAUGCGGGUGGAUACAGCAACAGCAGCAGUAGCAGUAAUAUUUCAUUUCCACCUAUUCAGUCCAAAACACCCUGGAGCGGUACCUCCACACCACGAACACAUUCCAACAGCGAUUUACAACAACUAUUCCCUGCUUUGCCGUCCUCAACAGCUGGACCAUCGAGAAGAGCUGAAUUGGAUAAUUUGCUUAGAAAACCCAAUAGAAAUGCGUGGGGAGAUUCUUCUUCUGCCAUGGCAAGUGAAUCUGAACUCUCAUCAGAUAAUACCAACAACAACGAUAUGAAUAGAAAGAAGAAGGGAAAGAAGGGAAAGCAAGUUUUAUUUCGUGUUGGCUUGUAA